Ruditapes philippinarum (Manila clam) is the source of this 1551-nucleotide messenger RNA. Its product is annotated as NADP-dependent oxidoreductase domain-containing protein 1-like. The transcript has 5 exons. The record is from RefSeq and is a predicted model, not a curated record. The coding region runs from base 1 to 1089 and encodes 362 amino acids. Lineage: Eukaryota; Metazoa; Mollusca; Bivalvia; Venerida; Veneridae. Gene Ontology annotation, molecular function: pyrroline-5-carboxylate reductase activity. Gene Ontology annotation, biological process: L-proline biosynthetic process.
AUGGCGCUCGCAACGCGUCUUCAGCAACCAAUCGAAGACAAAUCUCCAAGUGACAUAACGUUAAACCUUUCAUCAUUGCAGUUUGAAAGUGCAUUAGAUCAAGAUGAAAAGGAACUCCAAUACCUCAGGAAGCGGGCACAUGCGUUGACAGUGACGUCAUGCGCACAGGCUACUUAUCUGGUGUCCAUUUUACAUGAAGCAAGACAAUUAAAAACCUGUUUAAAAAAUCCACAAAAGAGAUCAACUAGAAUUUUACAAGAUCAGAGCUCUAGGGAUCCAUUAAAAAUUGGCAUUCUAGGAUGUGGUAGAUUGGGAAGUCAGUUAGCUCAUAGCUUUAUAACAUAUGGGAACAUUAAUCCAAAAGAUAUUAAGAUCUCCACAAGAAGACCAGAAACAUUAGAAUAUCUGUUAACAAAAGGAGUUGACUGUUUCCAUGACAACAUAAAACUAGUGACAACCACACAUAUUGUAUUUCUGUGUGUAUUACCAUCACAAGUACCUGCCAUUGCAGAUGAAGUAAAAGCAGAAAUUCCACAAACUUUAUUUCUAUAUAGCUUUGCCAGUUCUAUAACGGCUAGAAAACUGCGGCAGUUGUUUGGUACAACAAAUAUUAUUCACCCGGACUAUACCUGGGAUCUAAACAGUAACAAUGAUGACUGGGACUUUUCAAUAAAUGUGAACACUGCACUUGAAAAUAUAUCCAUAGUUUCAACAACAUGUCCUCUAAGAAAACAAAAAUCUGUGAUAACAACAAGUCCAAAGGUGGCAGAGCUGAUGAUAUUUGUGUUUGUAAAUAUGUGUACUCACCUCAAGUUGAACAAACAUGAUGUUUUGGAGCUAUUACACAUUGUGAUGUUCAACAACACACCAGAAUGUCGCCUAGAACUCAAUGAUUUCAUCAGGAAAUCUGCUGACAAAGAUGAAAUGUUCCCACCGUUUGAUUUGCUUAAAGUAUUAGAGAGCAAUACAGCAGUUUUGAAGAGGUUGAACCAGUAUGAGGGACUUUAUGAUGCAUUUGUUAACAAAUACAACCAUAUAUUUGAGGACUAUUUGAAACAAAAACUUUACAAUGAGAUGUAUGGAACAUAGUCCUGUAAUUUACAAUUUUAUGCAGGACACGAAAAUAUAACUUGUCCAUACAUACAAUGGAAUUUAACAUUGUUUUUUCAAAUACAUAUAUACAGAUGUAAAGACUCUCGUUAGUUAAGAUGUUAAAGGUAAAGUUUCACAAAGACCUGAAAUCUUGGAUUAUUUUCUGAAUUAUACUAAGGUCAGUGGCUUUGUAAAAGUCAAAAUGUUUGUUUAUUCUGUGCAUUUACCAACUCACAAUGAGCUGAACAAUAUGUGAAAAGUAACUUACACUUAUGUUAAUUCUGUUUUAGAACAUUAUUUUAAAGCUUUUAACUCAAUAGGAAUUUGUUCCUAUCCAAUUUAUGCACUAUACCUUUUUUUAAGCCCCAUUUGGAAAUAAUAAAAUGUUGACAUAAAUAUCAUGAUAAACUUUGCUAAAAUAUUGAUGCAAAUGUUAUAAAAUAUAUGAUAAAAUCAAGA